Naegleria fowleri is the source of this 5079-nucleotide messenger RNA. RefSeq lists its product as uncharacterized. The coding region runs from base 1 to 5079 and encodes 1692 amino acids. Lineage: Eukaryota; Heterolobosea; Eutetramitea; Acrasida; Naegleriidae. The record is from RefSeq and is a predicted model, not a curated record. The transcript has 2 exons. Gene Ontology annotation, molecular function: ATP hydrolysis activity; ABC-type transporter activity; ATP binding.
AUGACAAUAACAACAACAACACCUGUUGUGUCAAUGAGAUCCUCUUCCUCCAUUCUCACUCAUAGAUUCCAUUCGGGAAAGGAUCAUGUUCUAUUUCAAAAAUUAAAGGAACAUUUGAAUAACAAACCACAACCCAUUCAUGCCUCCCUUUCGACCCGAACGAUUUCUGAAACUCCAAACACAAAUUAUGUGUACAGAGGUCCAACAUCAAGCGAGAUUUGUGUUUCUAAUUUAUUGUUGGGCAGAUACAUUAAAGAUUUGUGGUGUGAACAAGUCAAUCCCUACUCAGGAACACCAGAAAUUCUUUCUGACAUUUCUGUCAUGAAAAGUUCAGAUUUUAGUUAUGAUUGUGUAAGACCACAACCAUUAUCUUUUUCGAAUACUACUUUCGAUGAUCAAAUGGAUGAUUGUUUUAGCGUUGUGGGAAUUAGAGCUUUUGAUUACACAGGUACUUUUAUCAUGCCUGGAACGAGUUACAUGAUUGAAGCUUUGAGAAACGGUAGAAUAUUCUUUAUUAACACAAAUAUUCAAUAUAUUUUGGGAGGAGCAACCAGAAUUUAUUACAAGCCAGAUAAAUAUGAGAACAUUAUCAAAUUUGAUGGUCAUGCUCAAGUCACUGGAAAAGGUUCAGAUUCCCAUGACCACAUUUCCUUUGCUCAAAAAUCUGUAGAUUCCUCUAAUCUCCACAUCAAUGGAAUGUAUAAUAUUGAGAAUCAGGCAUUGCAAUUGGCUAAAACAUGGUACUAUGCUUUAGAUCCAUCAGUGACACAAGUUUUACAACUCAAAAUGAUAAGAGAUCCAACGUCACAAAAUAUUUAUUCAGUCGCAUUGCUCAAACAAAACAAGGAGAACUUGUACCAAUUGAUUUUCUUGCAACCUGAUGCAAUUUAUAACAAUAAUUUUGGUAAUGUGAGAAAAUGGGAUAUCAUUAUUCCAGCUGGUAACGAACAGAUUCACUUUGAUUCUUCAAUUCAAUUUGGAAACUUUUCAUCACGUGCACCAAUGAGAGUGAAUGCCAAAAUUUUCGAAGCAAACAAUUUGGCACUGGCAAGAGCAUUGAUCACUAUUCAUACCGACAAGCAAGUGAGAAUUUUCGAGUUUAACGAUAACAGCGACAACAUGGUCAUUGAUUUCACAAAAGAGGAUUUACUAUCAACCUUCUAUAAUGCUCCAGAAUUUACUAAAAUUACCUAUGCUCAUCUCAUUUCUGAGACAAUACGAAGACCCUUAUCCCUUGACAGAUUUUCAACAUGCUCUAAUAUCAAGUUCCCUCUUUCUCAGAAUGUGUUCUUAGUUUUGGGUUUAACUCAGAAUUAUGAUGGACCUAGCAACAUUAUUUACACCAUGCUUGUCCAUCACAUUCAUGAGUUUUCAAGUUAUAACUUUGUAAAGUCGACUCAAACCAACACAGCAAAUAGACCAGAAAACUUCUCAUGUAAGCCCACAGAAUAUAUUGACAAUACUGGAGCAUGUGCAUCAAAUAUAGAGAGUUAUACAAGAUUUGAUAAUGAAAUACUUUCCAUUACCUCCAAAUUUAUGGAUAUCAAUGAAACCAUCAAUGAAGUUGAUGCCUAUGACCCAGGUGGCCAUCUCAAUGCACCCGUUCUUUGUGAACUUACAUACAUGGGACCAAAUGCUCCGCCAGAUAGAGAAAAAUGUCGAUCCAUGGCUGAAAGUGUUGCUUGUGAAAUUGAUAUUUUCAACGGUGGAUUGGGAGAUGUAUCCAAUUUGUACUCUUUCUUCUAUAGUUAUUGGCAAGAAAAUAUUUUUGUGACUAAAAGCAAUGCAGCAAUAGAAGUGCAUGCAAUGGCAUUAGAUUUGGAUCCAACCGAUACACAGGCUUAUGUUACACUCACAAAGUUGAACAGAUUCAAAGUUUUAGGAAAAAUUGUUGAUCUGCACCUGUCUUCCAACAAUUUGCACAUGUUUAUCUCUGUGAGUCGACAGAGAUGGGAAAUUGAUGCUCUGAAAAGAUAUUCUCUUGUCUGUGAAACACUUUCCAAAAAUCCUGAUGACAUGUUUUUAAAGGCGUUCAAGGAUGAAUGUGAACUAGUUCCACCCAUUCCAAUCAACGAAAACCAAUUCGCACUCGUCACUAGUGCAUGCAUUAAGGGAAGUCUUUGUAGCUCCUUCUCCAGACGUUUGAUUCGAUCCACUUCUUCUAAGGGUACUUUUGUUUAUAGAUCAGUUGCUGAGAUUCCUUGUAUCAUUGGAAGUUAUUGUGUUGCAGGUAUUAGAAUUCCUUGUCCUUUGGGUUAUAUUUGUCCUGACUUUGGAAUGGUAGCUCCACAAAAAUGUAAUGCAAAUUAUGGUUAUCAAACAUGUUACAGUGAUAGUUUAGAUACUGCAUACACAUGUCCAAAUGGAACUCUCUGUACGACUGAUUAUUUAAUACCCAUUCCUGCAAGUCCAGGACACUUUGUUAAAAAGACAGAUUAUGGACAGGGUAUUGUCGUUAUUGACGGACUUGAAAAAUGUAGUGAAGGAGAUUACUGCAAUUUAGCGAGAGAAGCAAUUACAACACCAAAUAAUUAUUCACUCUCAGUCUUGUUGUGUCCAGCUGAUACAUAUUGUGUGAAUGCAUCAAUUUUAGAACCUUCCCUGUGUUCCUAUACUAAUGAUUCGAUGGAUUAUUGUCCACCUGGAACCGUUUCUAAGAAUUUGUGCCCAGCAGGUUAUUACUGUGAAAAUCCAAAUUCUAUCAAACCAUGUUCACCAACUCAGUAUUGCCCAGAAGGAUCUUUCACCUAUCAGCUUUGCCCAGAAGGAUAUUACUGUCCCAAUGCAAGUAUUCACAUUGUGUGCCCAGCUGGUUAUUUUUGUCGACAGGGUUCCAUUGAACCUUCUCCCUGUUCAUGGUUUUUAUCUUCAUGUCCAGAAAAGAGCGCUUCUGAUAGAAUGACUUAUGGAGGACUCUUAUUGGUAUUUGUACUUUUAUUCUUAAUAGCAGUUCUCUAUUUUGCUUACGAAGCUGCUUUCAAAUUGUAUGUCAAGAUGAGUACUAGACAAAGAAAGAGAAAUCCUGGUGAAAGUUCCUCUCUCUUCUCUCCAAAACAAAAAUCUUAUUCAACAGCCAAUUCAGGUACAUGCAGUUUCCAUGAAGAACAAUUCACUGUUGAUAUUGGAUUCCAAGAUUUAGGCCUUGUAUUGAGAGGAUCUGGUAAAAAAGUAUUGAAUGGUGUGACGGGAGAAAUUAAGCAUGGAAAAUUAACAGCUGUUAUGGGUCUAUCAGGAGCUGGUAAGAGUACCUUUAUUACAACACUCUCCAAUCGUGCCUAUUACGGAACACAAGUGGGUAAAGUGUUUGUUAAUGGCAUUGAGGAACGCCUUUCCAACUACAAUAGAAAAAUUGGUUUCGUUCCACAAGAUGAUAUCAUGAUUUCUACCAUGACUGUUGAAGAAACUCUCUAUUUUUCAGCCAAGACUCGGUUGGAUGCUAGUACUCCACAAAAACAGAUUAAUGCCAUUGUGAAUGAUGUCAUUAAGGUAUUAAGAUUGGAAGAUGUUAGACACUCCCUUAUUGGAGAUCAAGAAAAACGUGGUAUUUCUGGAGGUCAAAGAAAACGUGUGAAUGUUGGUAUUGAACUUGUUUCCUCUCCAUAUGUGUUAUUCUUGGAUGAACCAACAAGUGGUCUCGAUUCAGCAAGUUCUAAAGAAGUAUGUGAAGCUCUUCAAGCAAUUGCAAGUUGUGGCAUUACAGUCAUUACAGUUAUUCAUCAGCCUCGUUAUGAGAUUUUCAACAUGUUUGAUACAUUGUUGUUGUUAGGAAAGGGAGGAAAAACUAUUUAUCUUGGUCCAAUUUCGAGAGUUGAAGAAUAUUUCACAGAGCUCGGAUUUACAAAGCCAAAUGGUACCAACUUGGCUGAUUUUGUGAUUGAUGUUUCUGCUGGUCUGAUUCAAAAUGACACCAACGAUUUUGAUCCAAGUUCUUUACCUGACAUUUGGAUUCAAAAGAAGGCAAAAUAUUCGGAUGAGGAACCUGGAAUUGCACAAUAUCUUCCAAAAGAAGAGAAUGGUACUAGUUCACAAUCCAUCAAUUCUUCUCUUCCUCUUAGUGACGAAUCUCGUAAGAAGAAUGAACCACCAAAGAGAUCCAACAACAAAUUCAAGAAUCCAAGAUUGCCCUACUUUUCACAAUUUUUCAUGUGCUUUAAGAGAAGUCUAACACAGCUUCUUCGUACAUUACCAAGUUUAGUAUUGGAUUAUUCUUUAAUUUUCUUGUGUGGUGCAUUCCUUGGAUUAAUUUAUUACAAUAAGGUCUACAUUGGCCCACCUCCAAAAGCAGUUUAUGAAAUGUGUCCAAAUGGACUCCAGGAAAUUUGUUCCCAACCUCUUGAAGAUCCAAUCUAUUCGACAUCCUCUCUCAUGACACUUGCAAUGGCUCUUAUGGGUGCCAUGUCAGCACUUCGAGCAUUCGGUGGUGAAUAUUUAGUAUUUUACAGAGAAAGUCAAACAGGAUUGAGUACAUUUUGUUAUUUCUGGGCCAAGGAUAUUUCAUUGUUUAUUGUGAAUAUUUUCGCACCAGUAGUUUUCUUGAGUAUUUAUUAUACAACGGUAUCACCGAGAGCUCCUGUUUAUGAGUAUUACUAUGUACUGUUAUUGGUUUAUUGGACAUCUUAUGGAUUAGGUUAUUUCAUUAGUAUUAUUAUCAAUCCAAAUAUUGCUCAAUUAACAGCCGUGGUGAUUGUUUUCAUUUUCAAUACUUUCAGUGGUGCUACGACUCCCUUGCCAACUCUUAAAGCAAUGUAUUUCCCAAUUAACUAUUUGCCAUACUUAUCCUAUCUCACGUAUAGUCAUGAAAAUGCCUAUCUGAUUGAAUUGAAGAGAUAUGAAGGAAUGUAUGACUUGUCAAAGAGUUUGAAAAUCAUGGGCUACUCAUGGGAUGAUUUUUACAUGACUAUUUACAUGAUGAUUGUUUAUGGGUUCAUAUUUAGAAUUGCUGCUUUCAUUGCUUUGGUUUGUGUGAAACCUUCGAGUUUGUAUAAUCUGGCUGUUGUUUCCAUCAUUAACUUCUUCCAAACCAAAGUAAGAGCCAUUUUGAGAAUGUUUAAGCGAAAGUCUAGGGCAAGUGAUGUCUAA